AUGCUGGUUUAUCCUAGCAGGGAGUUCGGAAUGCGUCCUCGAAAAUCACCAAAGGACAUAUUUAGAAAGCAGAACUAUUGGGCUCAAGGUAAAGAACCAACGCCUUGGUAUGUGUGGGAUUCAAAAUUACCUGUAAACAGGAGCAAGAGCGAAGAAAGGCCAGCAGCUGUAAAGACUGCACAAAGAGAAGAGGAUGGGCCCAGCGGUUUCAGUAACGACCUAAGAGAUUAUCUAAUGACUUCCACGCUUCAUGGACUUCGAUACAUUGGAGAACGAAAACUGACUUGGUUUGAAAGAUUUUUCUGGCUGACAGCUUUUGGGUGCUCUUUAGUAAGUGCAGGAUUUUUCAUAUUAAACAUAUACGCAAAGUGGCGCUCGUCCCCAAUGAUUGUCAGCAUCAACCCUGAGAAUAUGCCCCUCAGCAGCCUGCCGUUCCCCGCCCUCACUGUCUGUAACGUCAACCAAGCCAAGAAGACCGUAGCUGAGAGAUAUUGGGCGUACGGGAACCCGGUUGACAGGAAGCUCCUUCAGAGUUUGUGCUCCACGAAGGACGAUUCGGAAAUAUUCGAAGAUGGAAUAGCGGGCAGAGCUGACUGGGACCAUACCAGAUCAUUCCUAAUUAAUGUGGGUUUCUAUCGUUCUCUCAACGACCUGAACAUAACAUUUCCAUCGCCAGCAGUAGACUGGACACCUGAAGAUGGAUACCCCGUUGAUGCUCCCCCUGAUGGCUUUCCUUGGAGACCUAAAGGAAUUGGCACCCAUCAUGGUCUCACCCUGGUACUGGACGCUAAUAUUGCCGAAUACUAUUGCGCUUCUACGAAAAGUGCUGGCUUCAAGAUACUUCUUCAUAACCCCACUGAAACACCUAAGAUAAGAAAUCUAGGAGCUAUAUACGGUCCCGGUAGAGAAGCAAGAAUUGCGAUUUGGCCGAGGAUAUCAGAUGCACAACCUUCUCUGCGAUCCAUUGAUAUUAAGAAAAGGCUUUGUUUGUUCUCCAGUGAAAAGGAAUUGGUAUUUUUCAGAACUUACACUUUGAAGAACUGCGAAAUGGAGUGUGAAGCGCAAGCUAUGUUGGAAGUAUGCAAAUGUGUCUACUAUUAUAUGCCCAAAAACAAAUCCACUCGUAUUUGUGGGAAAGCAGAUGCGAAAUGUUAUACAAAUAUGAGCCUUAUCAUGCCUGAAGGUCGCGACGUCACAUGCAUGGAGUGUCUGCCAGCGUGCACGGAGAUCGCCUAUAUGGAGAAACUGAGUGACGCACCGCUCACUGAGAAUCUAGUAGAACAACUAGCCAGGACUCUUGGCAAUAGGACUCCUGAAUACUUCACGGAAAAUAUGUUGGUUGUACAUUUCUAUUUUGAAGAAAACACCUUCAUGAGAUUCACAAAAGGUGAAAUAUUUGGACUCACUGAAUUCUUGUCAAACACAGGCGGCUUGCUGGGGCUGUGCAUGGGGUUCAGCAUGAUGAGCGCAGUGGAGCUGCUGUACUACCUCACGCUGCGCGCGCUCUGCUUGAUGCGUCGCCGUCCACAUACACAGCCAUUCGUUAAAUAA
This is a messenger RNA of Spodoptera exigua (beet armyworm), 1551 nucleotides long. The record is from the annotation of a GenBank genome assembly. NCBI's taxonomy places the organism in Eukaryota, Metazoa, Arthropoda, Insecta, Lepidoptera, Noctuidae.